CGCAAUCCUGUAGUUUCGUGCCGAGAGGUUAAUUUGUCCUCUUCGUGACAGGCAAUAUUUGGUCGUUGUAGCAAGAGAGUAUAAAAGCUGUGCUGUGCAAACGAGCUGUGCAAAUGGAGUGCUUGAUUGGUAUUCAGUGUAAAGAUUUCGUGUUGGUUGCGGCGGAUAUGACAACCACACAAUCCAUCAUAGUUAUGAAAAGCGAUGAGCACAAGAUUCAUAAGAUUUCGGAUAAACUUGUCAUGGCGAUAUCUGGAGAAUCGGGCGAUACAACUCAGUUUUCCGAGUACAUUGGAAAAAAUAUUCAACUGUACAAGAUGAGAAAUGGCUAUGAGCUGUCUCCGAAAGCAGCUGCUUGCUUCACCAGAAGGAAUCUGGCUGACUAUCUCAGAAGUAGGACUCCGUACUUCGUCAAUAUGCUGCUGGCUGGAUAUGACGAUGAUGCAGGACCUGAAUUAUAUUUUAUCGAUUAUUUAGCAUCCUGCGUGAAGGUUCCUUAUGCUACUCAUGGAUAUGGUGGGAUGUUCUCUAUGUCUAUCCUAGAUAGAUACUAUAAAUAUGAUUGUACCGAAGAAGAAGCAUAUGUGUUAUUGAAGAAAUGUGUUCAAGAAAUUCAUAAACGGUUGAUUGUCAGUUUACCAAACUUCAAAGUUCAAAAGGUAUCCAAGAACGGAAUAAAGGAUAUGCAACCAAUCACAGCUGAAAAUUUGGCCGUUGAAAGUUCUGCUAAAGCAUAAAGCGCGUUUAAAUCUUUUCUGUAUGUAUGAAAAGUAACGUUUCUUCGAGGAGGAUAUAGGAAUGAGGAAGAUGUCUAAAUAUAAUGACUUUUGUCACAUAA
Dinoponera quadriceps is the source of this 838-nucleotide messenger RNA. RefSeq names its product proteasome subunit beta type-2-like. The coding region runs from base 114 to 737 and encodes 207 amino acids. The record is from RefSeq and is a predicted model, not a curated record. The transcript is spliced from 3 exons. Lineage: Eukaryota; Metazoa; Arthropoda; Insecta; Hymenoptera; Formicidae. Gene Ontology annotation, biological process: proteasomal protein catabolic process. Gene Ontology annotation, cellular component: proteasome core complex.